Boeremia exigua is the source of this 1225-nucleotide messenger RNA. RefSeq lists its product as uncharacterized. Bases 372 to 1031 code for a protein of 219 amino acids. The transcript has a single exon. The record is from RefSeq and is a predicted model, not a curated record. Lineage: Eukaryota; Fungi; Ascomycota; Dothideomycetes; Pleosporales; Didymellaceae.
CCCCGAUUUAACCCUCUCAGCCGGCAGUCAUGAUCUUUCACAUAUUGGCUUGCUUUCUAGGCCACCGAGCACUACAUAACCACAUGCUGGCGCAAACGAACAGGGGGGUAUCAGAGGACAGUUGAUGGACGGUGCUGACAGAACGAACAACAGCGUGGUCAACAACGCGCUUUUUGGCGUCGGACGCUGAUGUGCUGCGAGAAUAAGAGCUGCAGAAUGAACACGCAUUGUAUUUGUCAUUGUACAAGUGUGCUAGGAAUAUUCCGAGCCACCGGAAGGAAAAGUGUCCCGGCACACAGUGCGUCCCGGCACGCAAGGAUUGACAUUACAGCACUUUCUUUGCUCUAGGACCCUUUAUCGCGUACUUCGUCAUGUCGGACAGCCAUGAUAGCGGGCCGCCUCUGUGCACGUCCCACCACAGCGCAUGCACCGGCAACAAAGCAGGCGAACUUCGAGGCUUAACUUUGCAAACGCAGACCAUCUCAGAACCGACCUACACAGAUCCAGCGACUGGAACGCCAUGUUUUGAGCACAGUGAGUACUUUAAUAAACAGUCCACGAAAGUGAACACUGGGCUUCACCUUGACGGAACAUUCAAUGACGGCGGAGACGUCGCCAAGCACUGCAGAGAUGAGCAUCUGCCUAACAAGAACGCUCCCGUCAUAAAUGUAGACUUUGGCCACUUCAGCGUACCCUCUCGUAGUUCACCAGUGGUUCUGACCCCUCCUUCAACCAAAGAGCUUGUCUGCGCACUUGUGCACCCACCCGCAUACGCCUUCCUCCACGGCGUACUCUCGAUCCAGUGGGUUAUAGGCUGUCUUUUCGUGUUCCGAGUUUGCGACGAAAGACUUGUGUUAACAGCUGAGUCGAGUGUAAGGACAGAAGGACGAUGUCUGGGCAUGCCAGGUGUGUAUCUGGAGUGGCUGUGCGGCGAUCACGAAGAAUCGAGUCCAACUGAGCAGAGUAUGCUGUUAACGAAAAAGUAUUUCGAGUCGCUGUGCCGUGUGGGGGACGUGAGUAAACGUGGGUGAUAUGGUCUGCAGGUCAGCACCACCGAGACUGCAUUGUAUAGUCGCUUGUACGUUUUUGCAUAUAUCUUCUUCCGUCUUUACAUGUCUUUUAUCAUCUGUGUUAUGUUAUCUACAUGUUCGCCGCCGAUGUUGUACCCGUGGUAGUAUUCCACACAAGAUUGGUAUGGACUUUUGACCCCAUCCAAAUCGGGACG